UGGCGGGUAUCAGAAUCUAUAUCUUCCUCUCUCGGUUUUUCCCAGGUUUAUGCGAGCGCACAUAUCCAUCUCUGUAUCUUGAUCGAAGCUUUCGAUUUCAUACUUAGAAAUCUCUGAACCUUACCGUACUUUCGCAUCCAAGUUGUUCGUUUUCUUGCUUUUGGCUGGGAAAUUAAAAUCAUGUCGAGCUCACAGGCGUUUUCUGAAUUUUCCGGGAAGAGGCCGGAGAAAGCAAGCUUCUCUCUUAAGUGUAGCCUACUGAGUCAGUACCUGAAGGAGAAGGGCUCCUUUGGCGAUCUCAACCUCGGGAUGUCAUGCAACGUCGAAGGAAACGGAACAGUUGAGACCUACCGUCAGACAGCACCAACAAUGAAUUUAUUCCCCAUCGCUGAGAAAUUGAGUGAUUUUUCUUCCCGAAACGUGGUCGCCACUCGGAACCUUGAACCCAUGGAUUUGUUCCCUCAGCCACCUGGGUUUGCUGCCUCCUUACCUAAGCAAGUGGUCCCAGAGAUUGCUACCGACUCUAGCAGAGUGGACAAGUCUGCCACAGCAGAGCCUGAAAGAGCCCAAAUGACAAUUUUCUAUGCCGGGAAAGUAAUCGUGUUCAACGAAUUUCCGGCCGAGAAGGCCAAGGAAGUCAUGCUCUUAGCAAGCCAGGGAAGCUCCCAGAGCAAUCCCAACAACCAGAAUGCAUUUGCUGCUUCUAAGCUGGCCAGGAUUGAUUCCAGCAGUUCAAUUGGUACUAGCACUAGUGUUGUUCCUCCUAGUUUGGGCAACAAAGCGAUUCAUGAACACAUUCAACCGCCCCCUCAACCCCUUGCUAAUGAUUUACCAAUUGCAAGGAGAGCUUCACUCCACCGGUUCCUGGAGAAGAGGAAAGAUAGGGUCACAGCAAGAGCACCGUACCAAUACCAAACAAACAACUCAGCAGCAGCCGCUCCCACCAAGCCAGUUGAAAGCAAGUCAUGGCUCGGCCUGGCUGCGCAAUCACGAAAUUAGUUCUAAUCAUAUAUUCAUACAACCCACCAAAAUUAAACAAAAGGAUGAAAAGCUCGAUUAUAUUUGAUUUAUUCAGCAUCCUUUGGCUGUGUUUCCCUCUUCAGUUUCGGCUCGGGCAAAGCCAGCCUGCCUUAGGCCUAACUUUCAAUGAUGAAUCAUAGUUGCUGUAAUUAUGUUUUGAUGUGAGCAUCUUUGUAACUGAUAAAUUUUGAAUGAGUGAAACUAAUUUACAUUUUAA
Messenger RNA from Carya illinoinensis, 1237 nucleotides. Its product is annotated as protein TIFY 10A-like. The coding region runs from base 181 to 999 and encodes 272 amino acids. The record is from RefSeq and is a predicted model, not a curated record. NCBI's taxonomy places the organism in Eukaryota, Viridiplantae, Streptophyta, Magnoliopsida, Fagales, Juglandaceae. Gene Ontology annotation, cellular component: nucleus. Gene Ontology annotation, biological process: regulation of jasmonic acid mediated signaling pathway; regulation of defense response; response to wounding. The transcript has 5 exons.